CGCAUCUUGGCUUUCUCAGCUUGCACCGACGCCAUAACAGAUCAGCAUGUGGAAGUAUCUCGGAUUCUUUGCCAUAUUGGCCGGAGCGAGUUCGCUGGGUCAGCAGACUGGCUUGGAAGCCUCAACAUGUGGAGGGGGUACAGGGUGUUCGAGGUCAUCAGCUACCGAGCACUCGGAUCCGCAACUGAAUCGUAGGAGGAGGCAGCAGCAAAUCGUACAGGAGGUUGUCGUGGAGAACAACUUCGGAGGUCCUGGUUUCGGAGGACCUGGCUUUGGAGGUCCAGGGUUCGGAGGUCCAGGGUUCGGAGGUCCAGGGUUCGGUGGUCCUGGCUUUGGAGGUCCUGGCUUUGGAGGACCUGGCUUUGGACGUCCCGGCUUCGGAGGUCCCAGUUUUGGAGGUCCUGGCUUCGGACGUGGUAAAUUUGGCUUUGCUCGCAGCUACGACCAGACGGAUGAGGAGGUACCGCCUCAGGCGACAUACCAACAGCAAGACGCACUCAGUGAAGUUCCUUCUCCAGCUUGCCCAAAGAACUAUGUGUUCUCCUGUGAGGCGGUUAUCAAGCCGGUUCCAUGUGGGUACAGCUCAUAUUGAUGAACAUCUGUAAAUAAUAAACUGACUCUAACAAGA
Messenger RNA from Drosophila santomea, 628 nucleotides. RefSeq names its product myosin heavy chain IB (gene Vm26Ac). The record is from RefSeq and is a predicted model, not a curated record. Lineage: Eukaryota; Metazoa; Arthropoda; Insecta; Diptera; Drosophilidae. The transcript has a single exon. The coding region runs from base 47 to 592 and encodes 181 amino acids.